AUGAAGAAAGUCUCAUUUUACAUCAGAUCGAAUCCAACCGACACUGACUUUUCAUCCGACAAACUCAAAAAUAUUCGAUUUUAUGCUGAAGCAACUGACCAAAAUGGUCGAAAGUACAAAGAUGCAGCACAAAAGAAGCUGAGAAUUGAGCCAAUUGGAGUUAAGCUGUACGAUAUUGAUACAGCAACUCACGUGCUUACUGGAACUAAGGAAACAACCAUUUUUGAGAAUAACAGCAACAGAUCAGACUCGAUUACUCAAUGCAUUGUUAGUGGCGAUUAUCUAAGUGACGUGAUCAAUUUGGAAUCAAAGUUUGAUCUUUGUCCAGGCGACUGUCUUGAGCAGAAAACAUCAAAAUUAAAAGGAAAUGUUCAAGUUUAUAAGUUUUUUGUGACUCGAAAAAGACCCCAAAAAGUCAGUUACUUCAGCAAGCAGUAUCAAGAGGUUCUAGCUGAACGUCAGCACCAUUGGAAUCAUGGAUCAUCAUCAGGCUACACAGCGUACUUAGUUGAUGCUCUUGUGUCAGCCAUGGAACUUAAGCUGAUACCUGUUGAUAAAUCUGCAAUAGAAAAGGAAUUGGAUGCUCUAGAAGCUGCACAAAUGGAAACUGGACAAUUUAAGGAUUUCGGAGCUGUGCCUAAUCUAGACAGACAGGAUAGAGGAAAUACUCCAGAGUACUUCGAGACUGCAUACAUCCUUGUGUCAUUCCUUAAAGCUAAGGAUCAAGUAGGCAAAGUCUACAGUGAUGUCAUCGAUAAAGCAUUCAGCUACCUUGAUAAUGAUCAAAACAAGCAUACUGUAGACAAUGAAGGUCUAUCCAUAGCUGCAUACGCCAAUGCUCUUGAAGGUUCUUAUGAAAGAAAGUUGAUGGCUAUGGACUUCCUAGACACAAUCGAGAAAUCAUUAAUCGACUACAAAAGCAACCAAAAAUGCUUCAAAAUCAAGCCACAAGAUGACAAAUGUAGCUUACGACAUACAGCAUAUGCAGCACUUGUCUACCUUAAACUUAAUGAAAUCCACAAAGCAAUGCCAUUGAUCUACUGGCUCCUCAAAUCCUACAACUUCCAAACAUACAGUGGAUAUACUUACAAUGUCGCAAUCAUGACGGAACCAAUUGCUGAGGCUGCAAUUUAUCUCCAAACUGACUUGACUGACUUUGAAGUUUUGCUGAGCGAUGAAUUAAAUUUUGAGAAAUCUUUGAGGAUCAGGAAGGAAAAUUCAACGGAAGCUCACAAAGUUGAAUUUCCAAGUUACUCAAAAGUAUUUAAAUCUACAGCUUCUGGACAUGGCUACUGCUCAAUUACUAAAAUUACUGAAAAGAUUUACUCGCAGUCAAAGUCAUCAUCAGCUUUUGAAGUUAUUGCAACUGUCCACAAUAAUGCUACGAACUUGAAGUCAAAAGAAAAAGUCGUUAGGAUUUGUGCUGAAUUUGAUGCUUCCGAUUCUGAUUUUUUUACGCUUAGUAAUGUGAUUUAUGAAGUUGAGAUGCCAAGUGGAUAUAUUUAUAUGGGAAUAUUAAAUGAGGAACGGAUGUUAAAGGAUAUAAAGCUUAUUGAAGAGAAGAAGUCAAAGACGCUCGUCAUCAUCCACUACAACAACUUUAUGAGCUCAAGACAAUAUUGUGUUGAUAUUAAAGCUAUGAAGCUGUUUGACGUCAAAGAUCCGCACAGUGCAAGCAUCAAGGUUUAUGAUUUCAUGGAUAAAUCAAACAUUGCAAUCGAAUUUUAUAGCUUCAAGUCUAAACCUUUAUGUUAA
This is a messenger RNA of Chironomus riparius, 1755 nucleotides long. The record is from the annotation of a GenBank genome assembly. Lineage: Eukaryota; Metazoa; Arthropoda; Insecta; Diptera; Chironomidae.